GAACACUUUUCCCUCUCCUUCAUCCCAAACUGCAGGAAUUAAGUUUUCUUCUAUUCAGUUGGGCGUAUUAUGUGUGUAGUCUAAUAUAUUAGUACACUUCUAACGUAGGAGCCAAGUUAAUUGUCAUUUUGUCUCAUUGCUUGUGAAUAUUUGGGAUUGGUCACUGCUUUGAAGGGUGUAUUGUGUGCCUGAGGGCAUCAUCCUGUGGAUGUGGAGAUUCACUGUCCAAUAUUCUCUGUUUGCUUGAAGGUUUAUAGUGGGCAACUGAGCUCCUUAAAGCUUUCUUUGGGAUAGGAGGUACAUCUCUGAAGUGCUGGUAGCUCUGUCUUUUUGUCUUUCAUCACUGGAUUAAUGCCAAAUUUUGCUUCAAUUUAGGUGUUUUCCUGCCCAAAGCAUACUGCUGUAGACUAAUAAUAGUACUUUUAUUUCAUUUAUAUGUUGUUUUAUAACCCUUUAAAGCAAAUGCAGUUUACUUCAAGAUGUUAUGCAUGAUGGAGUUGUAUCAUGCAAAUUCUGUCUUUUGAUUAUGGAAGGAGGUGAAUAAUGUAUUUGUGUGCAGUGCUGGCAUGUGUUUAAAUAUCAAGUGUUCUCUGGAUGUGUGUGGUUGUUAGUUCAGUGCUUAUGGAAAUAUUUAGAUAAAAAAGAUGGGAGGGUGUAUAUGUGUUUUGUGUCUGUGUGUGCAAUGACAGGUCAGGCAAACUAUCUCAUAUAAAAGGCUAAACUAUACUCCUGGAGCAGCACACUGAAGUUUUUCUGCAGCGAGUAAUAAAGGGGCAAGGAUUUCUUGAGGACUUUGCUGUUAGAUUGCAAUGGCAAAGAAAACACCUGCAGCAAUGUCUUGGCAGAAAGCUGAACUAAACUUCUGGGCUUUUUCAGGUCACCUUGUAAUGAAAGAAAGAGCUGACCAUGACAUUGCUAUGGAGGGACCUAACGAUUUGUUCGUAGGCAACUGCGAUGGUGCGGGAGAGUCCGAGACAAAUGAUCAGGUUUUCCAGCAUCUGACGUGCAUGGAUUCCAGGGAUCCACUGUUUGGCCAGAGUGACUCUCCUGCUGCCUUGCCCAUCACAGUCCACCUCUUAGGCAGUUCUGCCUCCUCGGCUGUGCCGGCACGGCUGCCCCAGCCACGGGCUCCCUCUGCAGAGGAGUUCCAGCUGGCAGACCAAACCAGGCAGCCUCUCUGUGAGCUGCAGCCCCCAGGAGGGCCCAGUGCACCCAUGAUGAUUGUUGCCAGCCAGUCAGAUGAUGGACAGGUGCUGCAUGUCAUUCCUUCUGCUCAGCCAGGAGUGACCCAAGUGAUUAUUCCUCAGGGUCGGCUUCUGGAUGUGACCAGCACACAGGAUGCUUCGGAAGAGAACUGUGGUGAUGGGAACCUGCAGACUGUGGUGGUGGCUGCUAUAGCAGACAGUGCAAGCAGUUACAUUCUGCACCCACAGGCAUCUCUCACUGUAUCGAAAAAAACAACCACCAGGGUAAUGGAAGAUCCUUUUCACAUCCCUCACCAGCCUUUGCCACUAAAUACCCCUGCAUGGGCACGCUGUCUCAGGAACUGUGAGAAAAUUGGGGACUCGUACCGCGGCUAUUGUGUGAGUGAGACAGAAUUAGAGAGUGUUCUAACGCUACACAAGCAGCAAACACAAAGUGUGUGGGGGACACGCCAGUCUCCAAGCCCAGCCAAACCCGCCACACGGUUGAUGUGGAAAUCUCAGUAUGUCCCAUAUGAUGGGAUCCCCUUUGUCAAUGCAGGAAGCAGAGCCAUUGUAAUGGAGUGUCAAUAUGGGCCAAGGAGGAAAGGUUUCCAGCCCAAAAAAGCUGGUGAGCAGGAAAGCACCUCUGGCCAUCUGUACAAAGCCACUUGUCCAGCAAGAAUCUAUAUUAAAAAGGUGCAGAAGUUUCCAGAAUACAGGGUUCCUACCGAUCCUAAAAUUGACAAGAAAAUCAUAAGAAUGGAGCAGGAGAAAGCAUUCAACAUUCUGAAGAAGAACUUGAUAGAUGCUGGCGGUAUCCUCAGGUGGUAUGUACAGUUACCCACUCAGCAAGCCCACCAAUACCAUGAAAUGGAAACGUCCUGCCUCCCUCCUUCACCCUCCCAUUUUCCUGUGUCUUCUCCUGAGGAGGAGGAGGAAGUUGUUAGAGAUGAGAACUGUGCUCUGCCUUCUCGACUUCAUCCUCAAGUGGCAGACAAGAUCCGAGAACUGGUGUCUCAGGGAAUAGAGCAGGUCUAUGCAGUGAGGAAGCAACUAAGAAAGUAUGUGGAAAGAGAGUUAUUCACGCCUGAUGAAGUGCCAGAAAGACAUAAUCUGUCCUUCUUCCCCACUGUGAAUGACAUCAAGAACCACAUUCAUGAAGUACAGAAGUCCCUAAGGAAUGGAGAGAUGGUGUAUAAUUCAGAAAGUAUCCCAGCAAUGCUGCAAUGGACCACAGACAGUGGGAAUGUCCUCACAGAAACAGUGACUGUUACAUUUGCCUCACCACCUUCAGAUGGGAGCUCAGGAGGGGAGUCAGUCAUCACCAAAGCAGAAUCUAACCAGAGUGGGGAGUCCUUGCCACCAGAAACAGCCCAGCUGUUGUCUUCACUCUCUUCACUUCAGCCCAAGAUAUUUGCACAACUUCAGGGAUUACAGCUGCAGUCAGCAUUUACCUCCACAAAUGGAUCAACAGCCCUGAUAGCUGUAAAUAACCAUUCCCCUCCCAGCCCUGCAAGUCUCCUGGAUUCCCUAGGGAGUGCAAUAACCAGCCAUUCUCUAACACUUAAUCAGGGACAUAACCUGCAAGCAGGUGCUGGCCUAACACAGCACGGUGCUGCUGCCUCUGCUUUUGGGACUCCACCUGGCUCUGAUCAAAGUCUGGCUGCCAUAGGCCAGUUGGUACCAGCUGGAGGCGUAAAUGACUCCAGAAGCCUGCAAGGAGUUCAUCAGAUUCUCUUGGGAGAUGUACAGACUAUUCCAGUUCAGAUUGUGGACAACCAGCCAGCACUUACUGAAGAAAAUACGGAGGGUAUUACCUGUGUGAGCCAAGUUAAACAAGAGCCAAGAGAAAAAGCGUUGUCUAUGGAGCCAGAUAAAAUCAGAGACUGCCAUAGUUCCUCACCAUAGUUCUUCACCUACACCUGUGAAGCCUGGAAGGAUUUUUCAAAUUGGAGAACUCUAAUGUCUUGGAAGGAAAGGCAGGUGCUCUCAAAGUCCUGCCAUUCUUUUUUAAUUGUAUUGUGACAUUUAGACUAAGCAUACUUUAGAGUUGUUCUGACAGAAAGCUGUUUUGAUUUGACUGAUGUGGCUCACUGCCAAUUCCAGGUCAUUCAGUUGCCCUGUGGAACACCACCUCUCUCUUCUGUUUCAAGCUUUGAGUAAUUUGAUUGCUAUCCAAAUGGCCCAUUUUGGUUAAUGUUUCUGAAGGUCUUCCACAGUUUAAUUCCUUAGCUUUAAAGUGUGGAUCACAAUGCUGGGUUUGCUUUUUCUCCUUGAGACCCUCAACUGUUGUUGCACUACAGAGACCAUAGAAUCUGUCAGCUCCAAGAUCACAGAAUCCAAUGGCAAAGUUGAUCAGUAUGGCAAUGGUCAGGAUGCUAAACUGCAAAGUGAUAAAGAACAUGGAUGCUUAAGAAAAUGCAACUUCGACCUGAUCAUAAUGUUAAUGGUGUGAAGAUCAAGGAGAGGAGAAAGGUGAGGCUGCCAGGUGAAUGUCAGGUUGUGUGAUGAAGAAAAGGGUGUGAAUUGUAACGGUGAAUGUUUUCAACUUUGACAUCUUUGGACUUGUGUUCUGGCUUUAUGAUGAGGUUCAUUGCUGCAUGCAGCCUUCCUUUGCAGUGGCACUGUAUUAGCAGUCGUCGUAACAACUAAAUGCAGGAGUCUUGUCUCAUGGAGAAUGAUGGAUGCUGCCAUUUCAGCUUACCUGUCGUUUGCUUUAUGCACUUAAAGCUGCCAGCUCAGAUAAAUGUGAUUUAACCUGCUGCUGUUCAUGAUGUAGGGCUUGUAAUGUAGGCAUUCCUAACAAGCCCAAGAAAACAAAGCGAUAUAAAUCCAAGCAAUAUGUCCAAAUGUGCUGUCACUAUAACAUUCAGAAAACUAACUCAUCUUUUUGAACAGUGACAUCUUCUAAGACUAAAAUGGUCCAUAUCAUUAAAAUAAUUAGCAGCAAUCUUUAGAAAUUGAAUGUGAUAAAAAAAUUAUCUUUUAGCAAUAUUUAAGUCAAAGCCAUAAUAAGUGACAAGCACUGAGUCGUGUAAUCUGUGACAGACGUGUUUCUUUAUGUUUCUUUGGGCAGACAUGUCAAUUUAAAGCCCUAAAUGAAAUUAAACUGAUACCAACAUAGAUAUCAAGGUAAACAAUUACAUUGUUUGCUUCAGAUGAUGAAUUCGGAGAGCAAUAUUCAGAAUAGUUCGUAUACAGCAAUAGGAGCAGUUCCGUUAUUAGUUCCUACUUAGUGGUCGAGAGCUUGAUCAUAAAAUUACGAGGUUUUUUUCUGUAUGCUGUGGAAGAAUGCAGUCUGGGAACUUUUCUGUUUCUAUGACUUGAAAACAAACAAACAAAAAAACCCCAGGAAAAUGAUUAGUUUGUUUAUGUAGAGUAGAAAGUAUUGCAAAUAUUAUAUGAACCAAAAUAUUUACAUUUUUAAAUUGUUACAUUUACUAACUUACAUUCAAGCAUUCACAAACAUCAUCUAAAUAGUGGACAUUUAAAAUUAUUUUUUCAUUUUCUUUUGAGCAUUUCAAAAUUUGAGCAUUUCAAAAAUCUUACACUGAACUUGUGCCUUUAUGUGCAGCAUUUGUUAGGUAGGUGCUAUAUCUUAGUCUUAACAUACAUUAACUCCUGUGAGGUUAACUAGCAUUGUGAAUGCUCUUUGUUUAAAGCUAAUGUUUAAGGGUUAGCUCCCAUUAGAACUUUCCUACAGGAUCAUGCUCUUAUUAAAUAAGAGCCAGUAUUUUAUCAUGCAAGUGCAUAAAAAAAUCUCUUUUUUUUUUGAGCCUCUCAUAUUUAGUUUCUGAAUUGUUUUGUGGUAUAUCCUACUUGUUUCUGGCUAAAGACAAUUCCACAAGGUGCACCUGGGGUUUUUUUGGACUUUUUGUUUGGUUGGGUUUGGUUGGUUUGGUUGCUGUUGUUGUUAAUUGUGAACAUUUGUCCAGAAUGGAUGUCCUCUGCUGCAGUCAUAGUUCUGGAGCACUCAGGUAGCAGUCACCUUUUCUUUUCCAACUCAGUAACUGCAUACCAGAACAGGUACCUCCUUCUGUGUUGCUGUAUUCAAUGAUUCCAUCACCUCUGGUUUUUCUUAGAGUUUAAACUAGUGCAUUCCAGACUAUCUUAUCUUUCUCAUAUAUUAUAUUGCUAAUUUUUUUUUGAGAAUUUUUCCUCAUUUUUUAGAAUACUUAUUCUCAAAAGAAUAAACUACAGCCAAAGAUUACCAGCAAGAUGUUAUUUCAGUUUUAGUUCUCUUCAAAGCAAACAAUACGUUUAUGGUUGGAGUGAAAGCUUAAGGAAAGAGAAGUUACAUUUCCAUCAGUUCUUGCUUAGUUCCCUCAUUAACAUUUCUGUUCUUUAACAGUCACUGUUCUUUCCACCAUGAGCUCCAGCCUCAUCCUGUGCUGAACAAUAUUUCUGACAGUACUUCUAUUUUUGGCUUAGUGCUCACAGCUGGAGGAAAUACUCUUUUAGUCCAUCUUGAAUUGCAGGCUGCAAAAUUAAUUCUACCCUGAUUUGCAUGGCAUUCUGAAAACAAUAGAAGAAAAAGUUGGAGGAAAUUUAAAGAAGCAGUAAGGAAUUAGUUGGUUUUAAAAGCUGGGGAUUAGACUUGUAAUUCUGUUCAUCGAAAAAUUUAUUUGAAAUGCGUCUUCAGCCAAUAUUCACAUUUUUGUUUUCCAUUUUCUUCAUUUUCACAGAAUUUCAAUUCUUUGUCUUUCAAAUACAUAUUUCAGUUUAUUACUGUGUUGCUUUUUAAUUUAAUUUAACCUUUCUUUUUCAAAGAAUAUGUUUACAUUUGUUUUGUGUGUGUUGCUAGUGGAACAACAUGAACUCAUCACCCAUAUCCAGUCUCUAUACUCAACUUAAUACCUUUUUUCACUAAUGUCCAUCUAAAUUUUACAGAGAAGAUUGUUAUGUAUAUGAAAAAGAUCAGAAGUAAACAUUACCACUUGCAGUGCAGUUGAAUUUGUUUGAAUAGUAUACACAAGGCUGGUUUUUCAGAGAAAGCUGUGUAGCUUCGUGCAAAGUAAUUGGUUAUUACUUUGUGUUGGAAUUGUAGAUGCUUUUCUGAUGUUGACUUUGUUUUCUUGUGGUUAUGUUCAAGCAUUUUUUUUUGCAAACUUAGAGACCCUGAGCUUCAACAGUACUGUAAUUGAACAAAUUAUUCUCCGUUUAUUCUCGUUGUUGGUUGCCCAUAAUAGCGAUCGGUUGCUUUACAAGAAGGGCUGUGCUUCUGUAUGUGUAUGCAAAAAUAACUUUUUGAUAAAAUGUAGAGAAGGCUUAAAAAAGCACACAACCAGAGCUCUCACUCAAGGCUGGCAGCCUUUUGGAUGGAACCAGUAGUGUUAAUGAGUCCUUUUUGUUGUAUAAAGAUUGUUGCAGUUUGUACAAAAUUUAGAGACACAGAUGUCUGUAUAUGUAUGUGUGUGUAUAUAUAUUUUUUUAUAUAGUAACUUAAUGUAUAAUAUUCCUAUUCAAAUGUAAACUAAUUUUUCUUUUAAAGUACAGUCUAUGUUGUCAUUAUGGGGGUUCAUGGGGAGAAAUGCAAGAGCUAUUUUAGGGCAGUGAAUUUUGGGUAUGAUGGAGCACAAGUAGGAUGAAGGUGUGUGAAAAGCAAGGGUCCUACGGGGAGGGCUGAUGGGGCCCCAGUGGUGGGGGUGGGCUCUGGGGUUGAGAAUCCAUCACAAAGGUUCUGUGCAGCUCCUGAGUCUGUCCACAGUCCUGUCUAUGCCAGUAGUGCAUAGUCUGAGUUCAUGGUAGGAACUUAAAGGUAUGGAAGAAAAGGGAAGCAUGUCCUGCCCUCAAAACCAACGAAGCUGCUUGACUUCUGGUGAGUACCAGAGGCAGAUAAAUGACUUCCCAUAGUCUGAGAUGCCCCUUCUUAGCUUAUAAUAUGAAGAAGAAACUCCUCUUGGAGCUUUAACCUAGGACUGUAGACUCUUUUUCUUUACAUGAUACCAAGGAAAACAAAGCUUUUCUUCCCAACUGAAUUAACUUGCUGCUCUCCUCAUCCAUCUGACUGUAGCUCUGUCUACCUCAAGCAUACUCAGUAUCCAGCCAAAUGUCUCUUUCUUCACACUUACUAAGGCUUCCACAGAAAUCCCAUCCCUUGGGUCCUCCAAUCUCAAUGUUUCGCUGCUGGACUGUUGAAGCACCUGCUUUGUUCCCUGCACAAUUAAAUAGUGGUGAGAUUUGCCCCUGUCAGUUUUUCUUCCUGUUUCCUCAGAAUCCUAUGUCCAUAUGUUCCUUUUAAUUCCACUAAUUUUUUUCCUUGCUUGCUCUGGGGGUCAUCAUCAUCAUUACCUGGAUGAAUAUCAGGGAGCCACAUUUCACAGGACAUCAUUACAUUCAUAGCAACUGAAAGAUUUCAUAAAACAAGGAAGGAAAGGAUGGUUUCUGCCAGCUGUUAGGGCUGGGCUCUUUCAUACCACUUGAAUUCCUGAUUCUGGCUGUGGAUAGUAGCUGCCUGUUAACUUGUCUGUCUGUUGGCAAACUUACAAUUUUCUCCCUUAAGCCUAUCCAAGCAGAUAUGUUCUCAGAUGUCGAGGCAGGAAAAAUCUGUUCCAUUAGGGAUAGAAAGAGUGAUAUAGCUGAGGAUGGUGCCGUGAAAAGUUACUGCUCUUCACGGAUCUCUGAUGAGAAAAUUGUCUUUGAUCUGCCCUGCCCUUCUGAACAAAGCUUUCUUAGGAAUAGACUUCAGAGCCUGUCCCAUCAGUAACAAUUAUCUUCUCCCAGCAACAGUGCAGCUCAUUAAUGAAUGAAACAAGCAUUAUGUAAAGCAGGCUUGAUUUUUUAGGUCAGAAGCUAUCCAGGUGGUCUAUCCAACAGCAGCAACUAAGGUAUGAUUUGAGGGGAGAAGGAGGGGAAAGCAAAAAUCUCACAUACACCUAACAGGAAUGUAUGUGUGUGCAUUUGGGUUUUUUCCCAUGUAAGCUCUUACGUCUGAUAUCUCAUUCCAUUUCUAAUGCACAUGACAAAUGACAUGUUUACUUUCUGGAGGGAUUUCAUGUGUUUUCUGGAGAGACUUCAAGAGAGUGAUCAUAAAUAGUACUGCUGUAUCAUACAAAGUAUCAAUGUGUGUUUGUCAUCUAGGACCCCAUCCUGUACAGAAGGGAGUUUAAAAGCAUGGAAAGCUUUCUGAGUAUGAAUACUAAGUGUCCUUGUCCUAAGGAGUCUUCCCUGGACAGAAGAAUAGGAGCUGUAGGAGUUAUUCUCAUCAGUAGUCUGUUAGCCUCUGCUAGAUAGAAGAACUUUGCAAAAAGCGUGCAUAUGAUAGCCUUUUUAUGGAAGUUUGGAUACUUAAUGGUUUUGAAUUAUAUAUGCAUAGAGGAUUGUAUGUAUCUUAAAAAAAAUAAAAUGCAGACAGAACUAUAA
Molecule: messenger RNA, 8546 nt
Organism: Pseudopipra pipra
Lineage: Eukaryota; Metazoa; Chordata; Aves; Passeriformes; Pipridae
Gene: CARF
Product: calcium responsive transcription factor
Exons: 14
Coding region: 810-3092 (760 amino acids)
Biological process (GO): regulation of transcription by RNA polymerase II
Cellular component (GO): nucleus
Molecular function (GO): DNA-binding transcription factor activity, RNA polymerase II-specific; RNA polymerase II cis-regulatory region sequence-specific DNA binding
Source: RefSeq, a predicted model, not a curated record